Molecule: messenger RNA, 2542 nt
Organism: Conger conger (European conger)
Lineage: Eukaryota; Metazoa; Chordata; Actinopteri; Anguilliformes; Congridae
Gene: def8
Product: differentially expressed in FDCP 8 homolog
Exons: 12
Coding region: 190-1518 (442 amino acids)
Source: RefSeq, a predicted model, not a curated record
CAUAGAGAUAGACUUGCAUUAAUAUGUAGGCUUUUACAGAAAAUACAAGCGCCCGCCAUAUAUAUUAAUUCAAAUCUUUCUAGCAAAAUUAUUGCACCUUGAGGGGAUCUGCAAAUGUUUCCCAGGGAUAGAGUGCUGCUUGGCUAAUGGGUGAGUGAAAAUGGGGCGCUUGUGUGUGUAGCUGAUGAGAUGGAAUAUGAUGAGCGACUUGCCCGUUUUCGGCAAUGCCACGUCAACCCCUUCAAUAGAGGCGAGGAGGAGGGUGCCAGGGAGGACAAACAUGCCCCCCAACAUGAGGUGAGGCCUGAGCUGUUCUCCACCGAAGCCAAAACUCAGACCGUGGACCGCACUAUGGACCUGGGCCUAGCAGAGGACCACUUUUCUCGGCCUGUGGGUUCCUUCGUGGCCUCCGACAUCGAGCAGCUGAAGCUGGCCAUCGAGGAGUGCAAGCGGCUGAUCCUGGAGCUGCCCGAGCACUCUGAGCGACAGAAGGACACCGUGGUCAAACUCAUCCACCUUCGGCUGAAGCUGCAGGAGCUGGAGGACCCAGAGGAGGAUGAGCCCAACCUGAGAGUCCUCCUGGAGCACCGAUUCUCCAAGGAGAAGAGCAAGAGCGUGAAGCAGACCUGUGACAAGUGCAGCACCAUCAUCUGGGGCCUGAUCCAGACCUGGUACACCUGCACAGGUUGUUACUACCGUUGUCAUAGCAAAUGCAUGAACCUCAUCACGAAGCCGUGUGUGAGGUCAAAGGUCAGCCACCAGUCUGAGUAUGAGCUGAAUAUCUGCCCCGAGAUCGGGCUGGACAGACAGGAUUACAGGUGUGCAGAAUGUCGGACGCCUGUGUCACUGAGAGGCGUUCCCAGUGAGGCCAGGCAGUGUGACUACACGGGACAGUACUACUGCAGUAGCUGCCACUGGAACGACACUGCGGUCGUGCCAGCGCGUGUCAUCCACAACUGGGAGUUUGAGCCCAGGAAGCAGGUGUGCCGCUCCUCCAUGCGUUACCUGGCUCUGAUGAUGUCCAGACCCGUGCUGAAGCUCCGUGAGAUCAACCCGCUGCUCUUCAACUUCGUGGAAGAGCUGGUGGAGAUCCGGAAACUGCGUCAGGACAUACUUCUGAUGAAGCCGUACUUCCUCACCUGUAAGGAGGCCAUGGAGGCUAGGCUGCUGCUCCAGCUGCACGACCGGCAGCACUUUGUGGAGAACGACGACAUGUACUCCCUGCAGGACCUGAUCGACAUCUCCAGCGGACGGCUCAGCUGCUCCCUGACGGAGAUCCACACCACCUUCGCCAAGCACAUCAAGCUGGACUGUGAGAGGUGCCAGGCUAAGGGCUUUGUGUGUGAGCUGUGUAAGGAAGGAGACGUGCUCUUCCCCUUCGACAGCCACACCUCCGUGUGCCAUGACUGUUCCGCUGUUUUCCACAGGGACUGUUACUAUGACAACUCCACUACGUGUCCACGAUGCACAAGAAUGACAGAACGCAAACACGACCCGGAAAAUCCUCAAGAGGCUUGACCCCUGACUCCUCCCCACCUCACUACGGCGACUGUCCGUAGAAGAGGACGGUGUGUUUUUGCUUUUAGCCUAUGCUACAGUAAGAUGAACAUGGACAGCUUUUCACCUACCAUAGUUGUGUUCAUGAGCACCUCCGCAGUAGUCGAUACUGUGGACCCUGCAUAUGAAGGAAGAGUGUUCCAGCACUGAUCACAGGAAGGAAAAAAACGGGUAACUAAACGAUCAUGUUUGGUAGUCUUUUGGGCUCUUCUGUCAAUAGAAGCUUGUACAACACUUAAGUGUCUCCUGGGUCAGAUAUUUAUGACAGUCACAUGUGCAAACCCAGUUCUUAUAACCAAGUAUACUACCUUACCAGUGAGCUUUGACUGACAUUUUUGGUUGCUAUGGCUGGACUCACAAGUCUUGAAGAUACCCUUAACUGAUAGAUUGGACUGCAAAAACAUACUUGUAUAGUUGUAUAACCCAUGUAUUGCGUAAAACUUUCAAAUGAAGGCUGUAUUGAAUAUUGCCAUAUUCUUAAUUAACCUUUAGAGCGUGGCUUAUUUUGAUGGAAGACAUUUAAUAGUCUAACAUCAGUGGCCAUUUUUGAUUUAAAAAUAACAUUUUUCCCCCACUCUAAAUAUUGGAUGUAUAGCCAAAACCAGUGGUCAGAAAUAAGUGUAUUUACAAUAUGCAUGACAUUUUUUGGUUGACUUUUGGCUGCAUUUAACUGCUUAAAUUUGGUGCAAUAUGCAUUCUCCCUCAGGGGAAGCAUAGUUUGAUUAGUUGAGGAUGACUGAUGACAAGGCAAUCUUGUCGUACAAGAUGGGGGUAUUUUGACGUUAUAUUAUUUGUUUUAAAAUAAUAUUUGUGUUUGCUGUAUUGUUUCAGCAUGGACUCUUCGCCUUCGCCAACACCCCCCCCCCCCCCCCCCGGUUUCUGAGUAAUUUACUAUUUUUGUGAUGUUUUAUUUCGUGUAACUGCACUGUAAUAAAUGUAAUCAUGUAUAAGUAAUGCAUGAAUAAAGUAAUGAACAACGCAGAAA